This is a messenger RNA of Vicugna pacos (alpaca), 3773 nucleotides long. It is a transcript of the gene EDNRA, whose product is annotated as endothelin receptor type A. The record is from RefSeq and is a predicted model, not a curated record. Gene Ontology annotation, cellular component: plasma membrane. NCBI's taxonomy places the organism in Eukaryota, Metazoa, Chordata, Mammalia, Artiodactyla, Camelidae. Gene Ontology annotation, biological process: enteric nervous system development; vasoconstriction; regulation of blood pressure. Gene Ontology annotation, molecular function: endothelin receptor activity.
CCGUCUGCGCCCGCCGGGGCUCCACGGUGGUAAAACAAAAAAAAAAGGAGGGUGUAAGAGCAACAUAGUAAGAGACAUUUCCUCAAAUGUGCAUCAAGAUGGAAACCUUUUGCCUCAGGCUGUCCUUUUGGGUGGCGCUGGUUGGAUGUGUAAUCGGUGAUAAUCCUGAGAGCUACAGCACCAAUCUCAGUACGCACGUGGACGAUUUCACCACUUUUCGUGGGACAGAACUCAGCUUCGUGGUCACCACUCAUCGACCCACAAAUCUGGCCCUCCCUAGCAACAGUUCCAUGCACAACUAUUGCCCACAGCAGACUAAGAUUACUUCCGCUUUCAAAUACAUUAACACUGUGAUAUCAUGUACUAUUUUCAUCGUGGGAAUGGUGGGGAAUGCGACCCUGCUCAGGAUCAUUUACCAGAACAAGUGUAUGAGGAAUGGCCCCAACGCGCUGAUAGCCAGCCUUGCCCUUGGAGACCUUAUCUAUGUGGUCAUUGAUCUCCCUAUCAAUGUAUUUAAGCUGCUGGCUGGCCGCUGGCCUUUUGAUCACAAUGACUUUGGCGUAUUUCUCUGCAAGUUGUUCCCCUUUUUGCAGAAGUCCUCAGUGGGGAUCACCGUCCUCAACCUCUGUGCGCUCAGCGUUGACAGGUACAGAGCAGUUGCCUCCUGGAGUCGUGUUCAGGGCAUUGGGAUUCCCUUGGUCACAGCCAUCGAGAUUGUCUCCAUCUGGAUCCUUUCUUUUAUCCUGGCCAUCCCUGAAGCAAUCGGCUUCGUCAUGGUGCCCUUUGAGUACAAGGGUGAACAGCACAAAACCUGUAUGCUCAAUGCCACAUCAAAAUUCAUGGAGUUCUACCAAGAUGUAAAAGAUUGGUGGCUCUUCGGGUUCUACUUCUGCAUGCCCCUGGUGUGCACUGCAAUCUUCUACACCCUCAUGACUUGUGAGAUGCUAAACAGGAGGAACGGCAGCCUGAGAAUUGCCCUCAGUGAACAUCUGAAACAGCGUCGAGAAGUGGCAAAAACAGUGUUCUGCUUGGUUGUGAUUUUCGCUCUGUGCUGGUUUCCUCUUCAUUUAAGUCGUAUUUUGAAGAAAACCGUGUAUGAUGAGAUGGACAAGAACCGAUGUGAAUUACUUAGUUUCUUGCUGCUCAUGGAUUACAUCGGUAUUAACCUCGCAACCAUGAAUUCAUGUAUAAAUCCAAUAGCUCUUUAUUUUGUGAGCAAGAAAUUUAAAAAUUGUUUCCAGUCUUGCCUCUGCUGCUGCUGUUACCAGUCCAAAAGUCUGAUGACCUCGGUCCCCAUGAACGGAACAAGCAUCCAAUGGAAGAACCACGAACAAAACAAUCAUAACACAGAGAGGAGCAGCCACAAGGACAGUAUCAACUGAAUACCUUAAGGAACAUUAAUCAAUAUUCCUUCAAAUCCAAUGGAAGGAAAAAAGACAAAUCACACAGACAGCAACUGCAUCUCCAGAAAUCUCAUCUUCCAUCCUUCUCCCAUGACUCAGUCCCACCCACCGAAAAAACACUUUCCAAAACAUUGAAGGGUUGACUGGUUUAUACCCACAAAUUCAACAAAUCUUACUUCUUUAAUUUAUCUAAUCUACGUAUUUUGCAUGUUAUAUUCAGCCCUAAAAGAUGGUGGGAGUUGUCAGGGGGAAAGGAGAUUGUUCAGCUACACCAGAAGGAUAUCUACUACCUUCGCAUGGAAAUAGAGUUUUUGAGUACAUGGCCAGAUUUCAUGGCCAUUCUGUAGAAUAUUCAAUAAGAACUGGUCACCAGGAAAAGUUUAGAGAUUAUGACAAGGUUUUCUAUUUUUAAAGGAAUUUUUUUUUUGGCCAAAUACAGUAUGGAUUUAAGUCACCUUUAUUUGAAAUGUCAUUCAGUGCCAGUAGUUUUUAACUGCAUAGAAGCCUAAAAAUGAUUAUUUGAGAUAUUUACACAUAUUUUGCCCCCCAAAAAAGGAAGAGGUAAAACAGACUUCAGGUGAGCAAUUAGGUUAAUGUUUUUUGUAUCACUGGCUUAUUUUUAAAACAUAAAUUCUCAAGCUACAACAAAUACAGGAACUUAAGGCACAGACUGAUAUCCACAUGUGGCAGUUUGAUAGCAGCUAUGCAAAGAAUUUUUAAGAACCUACGUUUUCUUUUUUUUAAUGGUGUUUCAUUAUUGGAGAUCUUGUGCAUAUUUUUAUGUUAAAUUUCAAAAUAAUGUUUGAAUCAAAUAGUUCUAUUUUUCAUAAGCCCAAUUUUUUAAUGAAAAAAUUUUAUGUAAAAUCAAUACCAUGUACUAAAACGUUAAUGUAUGUGUCAUUUAACUAUGCUUAAGACUUUCAGCGCAAUGCAUUGAAGUCUAAAGCACACCUAGGAGAGAAGGAGUUAGUAGUCUUAGAAGGUUUGGACAUUUUCAUCGAGAUUUUUUUUUGAUAAUGGUAACAUGUGUAUGUGUGUAUACAUACCUAUGUACGUGUAUACAUGUCACCUGACGGGCUCUUGAUUGCUCUUAAAAUGUUAACCGACAGUAAGACUUUUUUCGCCAUUUUCUUUUCCACAUAGGAGUAUACAAAACAUAAUUUCAAAGCAGCCAGCUGAGUUUAUCAUGUCAGUGAAAUAUAAUUACCCCCAAGUGACACCAUGAACUGAAGGUUCCUGAACGCCCUGGGUUUCCAGUAUGAAGCUAAACACCUCCCCUGCCCCCUCUCCACACGAGUAUCAUUUCAAAAGGCCCACAGUGACUUCUGCUGGGCAUUUCCCACAAUGUUUACAGACUGUGAGUACAGCAGAAAACCUUUUACUGUGUGUAUAUAAAUAUAUAUGUAAACAACUGUCCAUUUCUUUUAGCCAGUUUUUCUGUGACUGUUUCUAUGGAAUGUAUUUGUGUGUGUGAUGUAUGCAUGUUGUGGGAUACUGUGCAUGGACUUUGUGUAAUCUCAUAGUCAUGCCCUGUAGUUGUGCCAAAGCACACACUCUGAGUGGAAUCUCGGUGGUUGUUCAUCACAACCAGCCUCAGUCAGUUUUAAUCUAUCUGAGUUCCUCAGUCUUGUGACCAUGUUACCAUUACAAAUGGAAUGUGGGAGGCAACAUGAAAAAGGACAAGCCAUGGGGUGACAAUGGGGUUUUGUUUGUUUGGUUCGUUGGUUGGUUGGUUGGAUGGUUGGUUUGAAAAAAGCAAUCUUUGGAGUUGUAUUUUUUUUUCCUGUGCUGGAACAAAGGUCAUUAAACUUUGAAGCAUUACAUUGGCCCAAUCCUCAACUCAACGUGGUGAUAAGGUUGACAAGUGGGCAGAUGUUUCUACUGGACUUCAUCAGAAAGAUGACUGAUGAUAAGGUAGCUAAACUGACUCCUUGGGCUAUAGUCUAGUGCAGUCAUGUAUGAAAUGAUGUCAGGUUCCAGCGAUCCAAUUGCAGGGCCCCUUUAUGUGUUAGCAGUCAAAUCUCAUUACUCCACUGGUGCAUCACAUGCAGUGAUAUAUAUCUGUAAUAUAAGCCAUAGGUUCACACCAUUUUGUCUAGACAAUUGUCUUUUUUUUCAGAUGCUUUGUCUCUUGCAUAUGAAAAAAUGCAUUUUACAAGUUCAGAAAGUCAUAGAUUUCUGAAUAACCGUACAGGCUUCCAUGUGCAUUUUAUUUAUGGACCAGUAAGUAAUCAUGGUUUACUAGUAGGAAUAGUUCCAAUUUCUACCUUUAUCACAUUUUUCCAAGUAAAUCUGUAGAAAUGAGCCAGAAGCCAAGGCCCUGCAUUGGCAGUGGCCCACAAGUAUAAAAUAAAAGUUUACAGAAGCCUU